AUGGAACAAUUGUCAUCAUUCUCGCGCAUUCUCCAUCGCGCAGGCCAGAACGAAGUACAUCGGCGUUUGGAACAAGUGGCGCAACCCUUCCUUGAGGGAGUGGGGUUUGACAUGACGAUGUUUAUCGAUUUCCUGGAAGUUGUUGAUGGUGCCGUGAUAGGAUCUCUCGCGAGAGCAUUCUUUCUUUUGCAUUUGCCUGCGAUGAACGAUGAGCCUGCUCUUCGGUUUGUGACAAUCACCGUGCGGGCAGGAAUGAUGGACACAGCGAAGGCUCGAUUGAGUGUGCAGGGGUAUACAGAGUGGGAGGAGGAAAGUGUGUUGGUCACAGCUGUGGAGUGUGUCAAACAGGUGGCUAUCGGUCAGAAGGUAGCGGACACGAACGGGGGGAUCCGAAUUCGUAUUGUGGAAAGUCGUGGCCAUUCGUUAUUGCCCUUAGCUGGAUCACCUUCAACGUAUGACACCGUCGCAUUCACGGCCACCCACGUUUACAGCAUUAGUCCGACGCAGUUCUUUUCGAAUGUGGCAAUUGUGUCCAGAUAUGCAACACUUGACGACGUUGGGCGAACGAAUCCCAGGUUCAGGGUGACAAUGGAUAACGGGCAUUGGGAUCUUCAUUGUGGUCAUGAAUGUCCUGCAGAGUGGCGGAAGUUUCGGCGGUCGUCAGGGAUGGGAGCGUUCCUGUGGAGGCAAGACGUGGAGGACGAGUUACAGGGCUAUGCGCCGACAUGGGACGGAGGAGAGCGCGAGGUCGAUAAAGCAUGGAGGGCAUUGGUCGAAGCUAGAGAAGGUAUCAAGGAGGCAAGGGUUAAAUUUCGGUUGUUGGCAGCAUGCGAUAAUCCGGCAUGUAUUCAUUACGGAGAUGUGAUGUAA
Molecule: messenger RNA, 870 nt
Organism: Coprinopsis cinerea okayama7#130
Lineage: Eukaryota; Fungi; Basidiomycota; Agaricomycetes; Agaricales; Psathyrellaceae
Exons: 2
Coding region: 1-870 (289 amino acids)
Source: RefSeq, a predicted model, not a curated record